UCUCUCUCGUCCAUUAAUUUCCAAGAAACGAGAAACCCACCAUUUUUUAGCCUGCGCCCAGCACUACAAUAUCAUCAAUAUCGAAUCUUGAUGCGUAAUCGGCGGUCGGUCACCUUUUCCCUUUUCUUCAGGUUUUAAAAUUUUGUCCGUGUGUUUGUGGGUUUGUGAGAAGCAAAACUCCAUUCAGCCACUGCUUUUGGCGGUUCUUACGGUUGGCAUCUCUCUCUUUAGAUCUUCUCUGUGGAUUCAUCAAGUUCAAGCUUCAUUCGACAACAAGACCGUGCUUGGAUCACCGAACACGUUUCAUUUAUGCUUGUGAAGGUGCAGGGUCGAAGCUCGUUCAUGAGUCGGUGAUGCUCUGAUAGAUAUUUUCGUUGACUGAGGAAAUUGGAGUUAGGUGUUCACGAAUCUCUAGAUUCCGGAUCCAAGUUUCAAGAUUAGAAGGCACCUUGGAACAUUUUGGCUUUUUGUAAGAGAUAUACGGUGAAUUGGGAAUUCCGCAGUUGUGUUUUGUGGGCUUGAUCCACUGCUGCUGCAACCAUGGCGAUCGACCCUGGCUCCAUCUUUAGCAAAUUGGGAGCAUUCACAUCCGACCACGAUUCAGUUGUGUCGAUGAACCUCUUUGUUGCACUGCUUUGUGCUUGUAUUGUGAUUGGUCACCUGUUGGAGGAGAACCGAUGGAUGAACGAAUCAAUCACAGCCCUCGCAAUUGGUCUUUGCACUGGAGUUGUUAUUCUGCUUACUACUGGAGGAAAGAGUUCCCAUCUUCUAGUAUUCAGUGAAGAUCUUUUCUUUAUCUAUCUUCUUCCACCCAUCAUAUUUAAUGCCGGCUUCCAGGUGAAGAAGAAGCAGUUUUUCCGCAAUUUUAUGACAAUCAUGCUCUUUGGUGCAGUUGGAACUCUGAUAUCCUUUGGCAUCAUUUCGUCAGGUGCCAAAUACAUUUUUGAGGUAUUGAAUUUCCAUCAACUGGAUAUAGGAGAUUAUCUUGCAAUUGGAGCAAUAUUCUCUGCUACAGAUUCUGUCUGUACCUUGCAAGUCCUUAAUCAGGAUGAAACUCCCUUGUUGUAUAGUCUAGUGUUCGGAGAAGGUGUUGUAAACGAUGCUACUUCAGUGGUUCUUUUCAAUGCGAUUCAAAAUUUUGAUCUAUCCCACAUCAACUCAAGCAUAGCAUUGCAGUUUGCUGGCAAUUUUUUGUACUUAUUUAUCCUGAGUACAUUGCUGGGAGUUUUGACUGGAUUGCUUAGUGCUUAUAUCAUCAGAAAACUCUACUUUGGCAGGCACUCAACUGACCGUGAAGUUGCUCUCAUGAUUCUCAUGGCAUACAUGUCAUAUAUGCUGGCUGAACUCUUUUACUUAAGUGGCAUCCUCACCGUAUUCUUUUGUGGAAUCGUCAUGUCACACUACACAUGGCAUAAUGUCACUGAAAGUUCAAGGGUAACCACCAAGCACACUUUUGCAACAUUGUCAUUUGUUGCUGAGAUUUUUAUCUUCCUUUAUGUUGGCAUGGAUGCCUUGGACAUCGAGAGAUGGAGAGUUGUCAGCAAUAGUCCCAAAAUAUCACUCCAGUUUAGCUCCAUAUUGUUGGGACUGGUUCUGAUUGGAAGAGCGGCCUUUGUUUUCCUCCUGUCAUUUUUAUCCAACUUGACUAAGAAAUCAACGCACGAGAAAGUUAACAUCAGGCAACAGGUUAUAAUAUGGUGGGCGGGUCUUAUGCGCGGUGCUGUGUCCAUGGCUCUUGCUUACAAUAAGUUCGCGCUGUCCGAGACAAAAGAUAGGAAGAAUGCGUUUAUGAUCACCAGUACUAUCACGGUCGUUCUAUUCAGCACGGUGGUGUUCGGGCUGAUGACCAAACCUCUCAUCCGGCUCUUGCUUCCUUCACCUAAGCACCUAGUCCGCAUGGCUUCCUCCGAGCCAACUAGCCCCAAGUCGUUCAUCGUGCCACUCCUCGGCAAUGGCCAGGCCACAGAGAGCAACCAAAGCGUCCCACGGCCAUCGAGCUUACGCAUGCUUCUAACGACCCCUACUAACACCGUGCACUACUACUGGCGGAAGUUCGACAACGGGUUCAUGCGCCCCGUGUUUGGAGGGCGAGGUUUCGUGCCCUUUGUCCCCGGAUCACCGACUGAUCGCAGCAAUCAUCAAUGGCAAUAAGGCCAGACUGAUGAAACAGCUGGUUUCUGAUGUAAAUUGGGUUGGAAAAAGCCGUACGCUCAUCUCCAGAAGCGCGCAUGGCGGAUCGAGAGCAGUUUAAUGAGCAUGGGGGGUGCUUGAAUUGUGAUCCUAGAGGGGGUACCCUUAAAAUUUUGUGUCUGAUAUGGUGGUGCAAGCGAGUGAUUUUUUUGUAGUUCAAGCAUUUGUAGCUAUUUGCUUUUAGAAAUCUUGUGAAAAAGGUUUCGUGCAUGCUUUUUGUAAUAUCGUCGCUGGUUUUUGCCUGUAAAUUUUCUGGUUCGAGUGCCAUUCUAGUCAUACACCAAAGUUUCAUUCCCAAAAAUUCUUGAGUUGUCAUUAUUGUUAUUG
Messenger RNA from Eucalyptus grandis, 2517 nucleotides. RefSeq names its product sodium/hydrogen exchanger 2. Lineage: Eukaryota; Viridiplantae; Streptophyta; Magnoliopsida; Myrtales; Myrtaceae. Gene Ontology annotation, biological process: regulation of pH; proton transmembrane transport; sodium ion transport. The coding region runs from base 541 to 2151 and encodes 536 amino acids. Gene Ontology annotation, molecular function: sodium:proton antiporter activity. Gene Ontology annotation, cellular component: membrane. The record is from RefSeq and is a predicted model, not a curated record. The transcript is spliced from 15 exons.